AUGGCAGGUUGGGUAGACAAUGGCAGUACUCCUCAUCCCAAGGCUGUCACCUCUAAUCAAGCAGGCCUAGUUCUCCUUAAUUCCGCCCCUGGUUCUACUAGAGCAAAUAAACGAAUGAACCAAUCCGUGGCUAUAUUCAAUUGUUCACGGAUAGCAUGUGUCACUACAACUAACGGUCGAAAAAGCAAGUGA
Molecule: messenger RNA, 192 nt
Organism: Sphenostylis stenocarpa
Lineage: Eukaryota; Viridiplantae; Streptophyta; Magnoliopsida; Fabales; Fabaceae
Source: the annotation of a GenBank genome assembly